UUUUUAAACACCUACAUAACUUUCAGACUAAAAAUGAUGUAGUUGGAAUCUACGCUUUAGAAAGAGAACAGAAUGAGCGGCACAGUAAUACCACAAAUGACUACGAACUCGACAGUGCCAAUAAAAUGUACAUACAACAGGACCUUGGCAUAAGAGAUUGCGUAAAACAUAUGUUUUCAACUGAAUACUCUGCGGCAGACUUUAAAAAUGAGUUGGAGAAUACGCGUAAAAAUAUAAAUAAAUGGAUAGAAAUGCAAACAAGAAACAUGAUUGUGGAUUGUAUACCAGAGGGAUUUCUAGAUAAGUCCACAUCACUACUAUUGGUGAACGCCGUUUACUUCAAAGGAUUAUGGAAGUCAACAUUCUAUAAAGAUCAUACUUACCGUGACAAUUUUCACAUGGCUGAUGGAUCUAUAAGACAAGCUCAAAUGAUGAAUAAAAGGAGUAGUUUCAGAGCCGUAUUUUCUAGCAGUUAUGGGAUACAUGGCUUGGAGCUUCCGUAUAAGGGGGAUGCUUACAGCAUGUUCAUAAUUUUGCCUGAACAAUCCCAUGCAACAGCAGUACAAGAUUUACUGAGAUCAUUAACUUAUGAACGUCAAGAGAAGAUUCUAAGUGAGAUCUUAGACAGUCCUAUGAAAAAAAUGGAUGUUAUUAUUCCUAAGUUUAAAACUGAGAAUAAGUAUGAUCUCGUACCGGUAUUAAAGGAUUUUGGGGCAGAUGAGUUACUUGAGUUUGCCGAUCUCAGUGACCUUGUUGAAACGUUUAAUGAGUUUAAAUUGGAUAAGGCCAUCCACACCGCCAAAAUUGUUGUAGAUGAGCAAGGCACUGAGGCGGUGGCCGUUACAAAGCUCAUGUUAGUCCAAUUGGUCAAGAGUUCGCAAAAAUAUCCAGUAUUUCGAGCAAAUAGACCCUUUUUGUAUUUUAUUUCUAAUGUUUAUACAAAAACGAUCUUAUUUUCUGGUGUGUUUAACUCUCCAUGAAUACGCAUGGGCCUAACACAUUUUCAUAUUAAUGUUAUUAAUAGUGAAUGUUGUAAAAGUGUACAUGCUAUAUGUAUAUUCAUGAAAAUAUUAUUGUAAAUAUCUUUGUUUCACUCAUCUUUUCAAUAAAACUAGAGAAGACUUAAA
This is a messenger RNA of Homalodisca vitripennis (glassy-winged sharpshooter), 1127 nucleotides long. Its product is annotated as serpin B4-like. Gene Ontology annotation, molecular function: serine-type endopeptidase inhibitor activity. The coding region runs from base 126 to 980 and encodes 284 amino acids. NCBI's taxonomy places the organism in Eukaryota, Metazoa, Arthropoda, Insecta, Hemiptera, Cicadellidae. The transcript has 4 exons. The record is from RefSeq and is a predicted model, not a curated record.